Molecule: messenger RNA, 773 nt
Organism: Pundamilia nyererei
Lineage: Eukaryota; Metazoa; Chordata; Actinopteri; Cichliformes; Cichlidae
Gene: apoc2
Product: apolipoprotein C-II
Exons: 4
Coding region: 84-377 (97 amino acids)
Biological process (GO): lipid transport; positive regulation of phospholipid catabolic process; positive regulation of phospholipase activity
Cellular component (GO): chylomicron
Molecular function (GO): phospholipase activator activity; phospholipase binding
Source: RefSeq, a predicted model, not a curated record
UAUAUAAACAAGCUGGGCCGGCACUACCUCUUACUUUUUUUCUUUUCACAGUCACUUCUGCAGAGGAAUAGAAUCCAAGGACCAUGAAUAAGCUGCUGGUCAUCACUGUGCUUGUUGCACUUUUUGCACUCAGUGCUGAAAGCUUCCGUGUGCCGAGGCAGGUUGAUGAGGAAGAGCAAGGGACCAUCACAAAAAUAACAGAUACUGUCAAGUCCUACUAUGCAGGUGCGGUCAACACUGCCAGUGAUUACCUGGAACAGAUCAAAGGCCUGAAGCUGGAGGAGAAGGCAAAGAAUCUUUACACUGAAACUUCCAACAUUAUGAGCACCUAUCUUGGCAUUGCACAGGACCAGCUUUACCAUAUUUUUCACCAUUAAUAGUGAAAAAAAAGUUAUCCAAUGACCUCCACAACGUUACAUGGUUGUGUAAGGACUUUCAACCUACACAAGAAAGGUUCAGAAUUCAUUUUACAUUCUGUCCUUGGCGAUACUCUCCCCACACGCAAGUGUCAAACUCUCUAACACAAUGGACGAGGUGCAUUUUGUAGCACUUUCUCAAUCCACUGCAUUGGAGGUAAAUAAUGAUAACCACCCAAUGGGGACUUUAGCCCUUUGAAAAACAACUAAGAGCUUGGAAUGAGAAAAUGGACAUGAGAAUUUGGCAAGCACAAGAAAGGGAGCAUUUUAAGAUCUGCUACCACCUGCUGAUAUGCUGAUAUUUCCUCACAGUACCAUGGCAUCUCUGAAUAAAUUUCAGUUUGUUAUAUCUUGAAA